Messenger RNA from Oryza sativa Japonica Group (Japanese rice), 2353 nucleotides. Lineage: Eukaryota; Viridiplantae; Streptophyta; Magnoliopsida; Poales; Poaceae. The record is from RefSeq and is a predicted model, not a curated record.
GGAAACGUGUGCCCCCUUCGAUAAUUAGCAUCUCUUCGUUGCAACCUCAGAUUCAAGAAAUUUGGAUAAAUCACUUUGCUCCCAUUUUAGAUGAAAUUUAGGUCAUCUCCAACUCUCCAUAUCAUCUAGCGUCAAAUAAAUCUAAUAUAAAAAGCUUUAAAUCAAACGUGAAUCUGAGAUCGGAUGCUGUGCCAAAUAAUGCCGUAGUUUUCUCCCUGCGGCUCCGAGUUUCCGACUGCGGGCAAAGCCAGGAACCGAUCAGCUGAGCUCCUAAAAUUUCUUGAAAAAGACCAUCUAUACCUGUGUGAAGACGUCCCAAGUCCCAACCUAACACAUCUGAGAGUAAAACAAAAUUGUGUCUUUUUCUAUUGCCCGAUUCGAUCUGCCUGCCAAGUGAUGAUCGUCCCGUUGACCCAAAUUUUCGUUCUCCUCACCGAGUAUAGUACUUACCCUGAUCGAUCUUGGAGAUUUAGAAGAGGAAGACGACGACGACCAAGAACAACUAGAAGUCAAAGAACGCAAUGGAGAGGCGUCCUCUGCAUCUGCAUCUCCUCCUCUUCUUCUCGGCAUGGCUACUGCUGCUGCUGCUGCAAGGUGUAAGCUCGCUACAGUUCAGGCGAGAGGACUUCCCCGAUGGCUUCGCGUUCGGAGCCGGGACUGCGGCUUACCAGUAUGAGGGCGCAGCUGCUGAGGAUGGGAGGACACCGAGCAUCUGGGACACCUACACACAUUCAGGGAGGCAUCCAGAAGAUGGAACAGGUGACGUAGCUUCUGAUGGCUAUCAUAAGUACAAGGAAGAUGUCAAACUAAUGACUGAGAUUGGCCUAGAGGCUUAUCGGUUCACAAUUUCUUGGUCAAGACUUAUCCCUAGUGGGAGAGGAGCGGUUAAUCCAAAAGGGUUGCAGUUUUACAACAAUAUGAUAAAUGAACUAGUGAAAGCAGGUAUUCAGAUACAAGUUGCCCUAUAUCAUAGUGACCUCCCUCAGAGCCUUCAAGACGAGUAUGGUGGGUGGAUUAACCCCAAAAUUGUUGAUGACUUCACAGCAUAUGCUGAUGUGUGCUUCCGAGAGUUCGGCGACAGAGUUGCGCAUUGGACAACUGUACUUGAGCCAAAUGUCAUGGCUCAAGGUUGCUAUGACACUGGAAUUCUUCCUCCUAACCAUUGCUCAUAUCCAUUUGGCAACAAUUGUACAGGUGGAAAUUCCACGGUUGAGCCAUACUUGUUUAUACACCAUAACCUGCUAGCUCAUGCUUCAGCUGUUAGACUUUACAGGGAGAAGUACCAAGUUGCACAGAAGGGCAUUAUCGGCAUAAACAUGUACUCCUUGUGGUUCUACCCACUCACAGAUUCAGCUGAAGAUAUUGGUGCCACUGAAAGAGCAAAACAGUUCAUGUAUGGCUGGAUCUUGCAUCCUUUGGUGUUUGGAGAUUACCCAGAGACCAUUAAGAAGGUUGUCGGUUCCCGCCUUCCGUUCUUCUCUAACCAUGAAUCUGAGCUGGUUACUAACGCUUUCGACUUCAUUGGAUUAAAUCACUAUAGCUCAGUUUACACGAGCAAUAAUAAUAACGUAGUAAAGGCACCUUUACAAGACUUGACUGCCGACAUUGCUACUUUGUUCAGAGCCACCAAGAAUGACACACCUACUCCAGAGUUUCUACCAGGAAACACUGUAGAUCCUCAAGGGCUGGAGAAUGCACUUGAAUAUAUUCGAGAAAACUAUGGAAAUUUGACGAUUUAUAUUCAGGAAAAUGGCAGUGGAGCACCAGACGGAACCCUGGAUGAUGUGGAGAGGAUCAACUAUUUGCAAAAAUACAUAGCAGCCACACUGAAAGCCAUCAGGAAUGGUGCGAAUGUGAAGGGAUACUCCAUGUGGUCAUUCAUAGAUAUUUACGAGAUAUUUGGUGGGUAUAACAGUUGGCAUUAUGGACUUGUUGCUGUCGAUUUCGGCAGCACAGAACGGAGAAGGCAGCCGAGACGCUCUGCUAGCUGGUACUCAGACUUCUUGAAGAACAAUGCUCCCAUCAGGGUGGAGGAUGGCUCCUUUGUCUCUGCAGCCUCUCAUGCUCAACUCUGAAUGAUGUCAAUCUGUUGAGAAUAUGGGUACCAGGCACCUGCACGGCCUGCAUAUCUUACUAAGUCGGAUCCAUGUAUUAUGUAAUAGAGUAGGACUCUAUCACAAUGUUACCUUGUGUUCUAUGGUAGGGCCUAGAGUCUCAGUUGAAUAUAACCAUAUAAUAUGUUGCUGUAAAUAUGUGAUGUUCCUAGGGUCUAUUUGUAAAAUGUUCAGAGAAUUAGAAGGAGGAAGGGGGUGUGUAGGGGAACAUACCCUGAGAAAAAUCCCCAAAUCAAACA